AUGGUGAAUAACAGUACAUUAUCAUUCUUAGAUCUUGCUAAAGCUUAUGCUACAACUCAUAUGACAUUAUCUGAUUUAUAUACAUAUGAAGUUAUUAUUUUACUUAUCUAUGGUGUUAUAAUAAUAUUUUCAUUUUUUACAAAUUCUAUUGCUAUAAUUAUAUUUUUAAUUGGUCGUCGUUCACGUUCGGAAUUAUCACCAUUUUUACUUAAUUUAUCUGUUUUUAAUAUAAUUAUGACUGUUUAUUGUAUACCAUUUACAAUAACAUCAGUUAUAUUUCAACGUUGGAUAUAUGCAGGGGAAUUAUGUAUUGUACUUGAUGCAUUUAAAACAUUUUCCGUAUCAGGUGUAUUAUUAACAUUAAUUACAAUAGCUAUUGAUCGUUACUGUGCUGUUAAAUAUCCAUUAGCAACAAAAGUUUAUUCUGUAUUUAAAAAAAAUUUAAUAGCAUUAAGUGUUAUUUGGAUAUUAAGUUUAGGUUUAACAAUAUUACGACUACCAGCAAGAUCAAUACCAAUACAUGAAAUACGUUUAUGGAUUAAUUCACGUGAAUUAUUUUCGAUUUAUAUUGAUUCACUUGAGAAUGCCACAGAAACAUUAGAAUCGAUUUAUUUAUCAAAACAACUUCAUUAUCAACUUAUUGAUACAAUUCAAUGUGUACCAAAUACAAAAGCAAAAUCAUUUGAAGUUCGAUUAACAAUACUGAAUUCUUUACAAACAUAUUUUUUUCCUUUGUUUAUUCUCGCAUUUGUUUAUUUACGUAUCGCAGCUAUGUUAUGGCAACGUUCAAAUGAUGGACAUAUUGAAUUUAAUGGUACAACAGUAACGAAUAAUUUAUAUACACAUGAAAGUGUACAAUUUAAAAAGAAAUUAAAACAAGGCUUGAAAAUGUUAGUGGCUGUUGUGAUUCUAUACGCUGUACUUUGGUUACCAAUGAAUCUAUUCCAAUUAUGUUUAAAUUUACUUUGUUAUAUAGGCACACCAUAUCAAGAUUUUUGUAGUAAUUCAACAUUACUUAAACUUCUAUAUAUAUCAUCUCAUUUUUUAACUGUAUCAAAUACAGCUCUUAAUCCUAUUAUUUAUGGUUUUGCUAAUAAUCGUUUUCGAAGUGAUAUUCGACAUUUAAAACGUCGUAUUUUUCAUUGUCAAGGCCGAACAUCAUUUUAUUUUCUUGCGAAAGGAUCACGAAGAACUUCAUAUACACUUGAAGAACGAUUUCGUGAUGUUCGAAAUAAUCAAAAUUCAUUGAAAACAAAUAGAAAUUUAUCUAUGCCUCGACAAAAACCAGUAAAUAUGAACAAUUUAUUAACAGAAGAUUCGCUGAAAAAUUUACGUCAUUCAACUUGA
Messenger RNA from Adineta steineri, 1347 nucleotides. Lineage: Eukaryota; Metazoa; Rotifera; Eurotatoria; Adinetida; Adinetidae. The record is from the annotation of a GenBank genome assembly.